Molecule: messenger RNA, 1224 nt
Organism: Thyridium curvatum
Lineage: Eukaryota; Fungi; Ascomycota; Sordariomycetes; Thyridiales; Thyridiaceae
Exons: 1
Coding region: 1-1224 (407 amino acids)
Biological process (GO): epoxide metabolic process
Molecular function (GO): epoxide hydrolase activity
Source: RefSeq, a predicted model, not a curated record
AUGGCGGAUAUCAAGCCCUUCAAGAUCGCCGUUCCAGACGCGCAGCUCGACCGCUUGAAGCAAAAGCUCAGCCUCGCCGAGUUCCCCGAUGAAGCCGACUUCUCCGACGACUGGCACUACGGCGUCCCCCUCGCCGACAUCAAACGCCUCGCCGCGCGAUGGCGCGACGGCUUCGACUGGCGCAAGGCCGAGGCCGAGCUCAACCAGCUCCCGCACUUCAUCACGUCCAUCCCCGUCUCCGGCCACGGCGACCUGCAGAUCCACUUCGUCCACCAGCGGGGCUCCCGCGAGGAGGGCAGCAUCCCCCUGCUCUUCUGCCACGGCUGGCCGGGGAGCUACCACGAGGCCACGAAGAUCCUGCCCCUCCUGACGAACCCGUCCGCACCCGGCCAGCCGUCCUUCCACGUCGUGGCCCCCUCGUUGCCCAACUUUGGGUUCUCGCAGCGCGCGGCGCGCAGGGGCUUCGGCAUCCCGCAGUACGCAGAGGUCUGCCACAACCUCAUGCGCAAGCUCGGGUACGAGCGGUACGUGACGCAGGGCGGCGACUGGGGCACCCCCGUGACGCGCAUGCUGGGCCUGCUGUACCCCAAGAGCGUGGCGGCCUCGCACCUGAACUUUGUGCGCGUCGAGUCGCCGCCCAAGUUCACCAAGGCGCCCGGGUCCAGCAUCGCCGACAAGCUGGUGCCGCACACGGCGCAGGAGGAGGAAGGGCUCGAGCGCACGCGCUGGUUCGCCGAGGAAGGCUUCGGGUACAACCUGCUGCAGAGCACGCGGCCCCUGACCAUCGGGUACGCGCUUCGCGACUCGCCCGUCGCGCUGCUGGCGUGGGUGUACGAGAAGCUGAGGGACUGGACGGACCGGUAUCCCUGGACCGACGACGAGGUGCUGACCUGGGUGGGCAUCUACGCCUUCAGCACGGCCGGGCCCGACGCCGCGUCGCAGAUCUACUGGGAGAACAAGCACACUGCCCAGGAGCUGACGGCCAGGACCAAGGAGUGGAUUGGGGAUGUGCCGCUGGGGCUGAGCUACUUCCCCCGGGACCUGAUCGUGCCGCCGAGCAGCUGGGGCAGGACGCUGGGCCCGGUCGUGUUCGAGAGGAGGCAUGCUGCCGGUGGGCACUUCGCGGCAUGGGAGAGGCCGGAGGAGUUGGUGGGCGACUUGCGAGAGAUGUUUGGUGCUGGAGGAGGCGCCGAGGGAGUUGGGAGGGAGUUCGGGGCUAUUUGA